AUGGGCCACGAGACGGCCGGGGCGUCACCGGCCGUCCACGUGUCGUUCGCCGAGCGGGACGUGCUCAAGGUGAUCCUCGAGUUUCUCGAGUUGCGCGGUUUUCACAUUGCACAGUUAGCUUUGGAGCGCGAGACGGGUGUGAUCAACGGUCAGUACUCGGCUGAUCUGCUAUUUUUGAGGCAGUUGAUCAUCGACGGCCAAUGGGACAAUGCUCUGGACUUUGUGGAGCCGUUGAAGGGCUGCGAUGAUUUUGACUUUCAGGCGUUCCGGUACAACAUCACCAAGUACAAGUUUUUCGAGCUGCUCUGCAUCAAACUCGAACCGGGCCCCAUGCAUGAUAAUGAUUUUGCGGUCGAGGAAUUGGUAGAGUGCCUCUCCGAUCUGGAGCAUAUCUGCCCGAGUCCAGAAGACUAUCGACAUCUCUGCGCCAUGCUCACAUUACCUCGUCUCUCCGAUCAUCACGAUUUUCGGCAUUGGAAUCCGAGUGCAGCGCGGAUAGAAUGCUUUCAUAAGGUGGAAAAGAUGGUAGCAAGACUACUCCCGCCUACCCAAAAAGAGUCAACGCCAUUACCAGCUUCGAUCCAUGAUAGAUUGGUUUCUUUGGUGGCCAAGGGAAUUUUCUACGAGGGUUGCGUCGACUACUGCCAAGGACAGGCCGUUGGAGAGUUGAAAGGCCUCGAAGACGGACCCAAAAUCGGCCAAUUACUCUCGAAUCGACCUCGCCUCAGCGGCGUCGAUUUGUCGUUGGUAUCAUGGCUUGGGGUCGUUUCCCGUGAGCAAUUCGCCAUGCCAUUCCAACAGAAGGGCCUCGACACCCGCAUCGAGCCCAUCAAAAAGCCCAAGCUUGAGGCUCAAUGGGCCGAGCAAAUUCUGGCGACACCUAUCAAGCCGGGUGGAGCAUUCCCGCAUUCAGCGGUCCCAAAGACGAAGCUUCGUUUUGCCGAAAAGAUGAGCCAGAGCAUAGCUGCAUUACCGAUGGGUGCGAGUAUGGCGAUGAGCACGUAUCCCACGCCGAAGCACGUCAUGUCCCAAUCAACGGCUCCCGGCUUUACACUCAAUGGGAAGGCUGAAGCAAGCGGGGAGGCGAUGGUGCAGUCGCAGAUCAUUGACGCUAUGCUGGAGACGAGCGAGCUGGCGAAAACAAGUCGGCCCGGUUCUGUAGCUGCACAAAGCCGGCAGAUGACACCGAUGAGCAUGUCCGUGGCUCCGCAAGUCCUUGCACCAGCAAUGGCCCAAUCGAUGUCCGCCGCCCCAUUCGAUUUUACGCAAACGAGAAGACAACUCGAUGAAAUGACGAGGAGAUCCGUUCCACCAUCAUCUACCCGUCAGUCCUCCCUCCCGCCGGUUCCCGAGCUGUCUCCACACUCCGAAGAUGCCACCGCCAUGACCCAAAGUCGACUCUUCCAGGAAUUCGCCAGUCGUCAAAAACCCGAGCCCGCGCCCCCGCAAGUCCAGUUACGCCCGCAAAUGCCGAUGCCGAUGCCACACCUUAGCCCGCAACCGAUGUCGUAUCCUGGACCACCGGUGCUACCCGGCUACGCGAUAAACCCGCCAGUACCGUAUGGGGAUUUCGGAAUGGGCCCCCGCCCGAUCUAUCCUAAUGGCCAUAUGGGCCCCAACGCGAUGGCCCCAAUUGCAACUGCCAUGCCAAGGCCACUGUCGAUGAUGGGCCCAGCUUCACCUGCGCAUCCGGGUCCGGCGGCUCGUCCCCAUUCAAUGCCCUCGAGCAGCGGAAUGAACGUGCAAUUUGUUCCGGUUUGUAGGUACGAAGACGCACAAGCCAUCCGAGCCUCCGCUUUCCACCCAUCAGGCCGUGUAUUCGCCGUGGGCACCAACUCGAAGCAGAUGCUGAUCUGCGCCUACCCGGACGUCAAAAGGAACAGACUCUACAAUCCUAGGCUACGGACUCACGAGCCGAUGCCGAAGCCAGAAAUAUUGUUGUCACGCCCAAAGCAACACCGCGGAUCUGUUUAUUGUUUGGGAUUCAGCCCGAGUGGAGAAAUGCUAGCAACCGGCUCAAACGACAAAUCGAUGCGUCUAAUGGCCUAUAACGUGGAUAACAGCCGGAUAGGAGCCGAAAUGGAGUUGAAUUGUCACGAUGGGACGGUGCGGGAUUUGAUCUUUCUCGAAGACUCUGUCAAUCGGACGUCACUGCUGAUAUCUGGUGGGGCCGGGGAUUGUCAAUUACGGGUCAGCGACUGUCACACCGGCCAAGUCGUUCAAAGCUACUCCGGCCAUAGUGCCCCGAUCCUGGGCCUCUACUCCUGGGGUACUGGCCCGCAAUUCGUCUCCUGUUCCCAGGACAAGACGAUUCGAUUCUGGGAUGUAAGAGCCCCACAGCCGACCCACGUCAUCCAGCCGAGCGCCAAGAUUGCUAACUCGCCGGUGACGUCGGUUUGCGUAGACCCAUCGGGACAGCUGCUGGUUUCUGGACAUGAGGAUGCAUCGGUUGCCCUAUACGACAUGACCGGGCGUCGUGUCCUCCAAACGUUCCGUCCUCACGGUGAUGAGGUGCGGAGCGUACGCUUCAGCAAUGCGGCCUAUUACCUCCUCUCGGCCAGCUACGAUAAGAGGGUAUGCAUCACCGACAUGAGAGGCGAUUUAAUGGCCCCGUUGAUGUAUUUGCCGGUAGCCGAACACUCGGAUAAAGUGAUACAGUGCAGAUGGCACCCACAUGAAUUCUCCUUUCUCUCCACAUCCGCUGAUCGUUCGGUCGUACUCUGGGCCCUGCCACCGCCU
Messenger RNA from Mesorhabditis spiculigera, 2739 nucleotides. NCBI's taxonomy places the organism in Eukaryota, Metazoa, Nematoda, Chromadorea, Rhabditida, Rhabditidae. The record is from the annotation of a GenBank genome assembly.